Molecule: messenger RNA, 741 nt
Organism: Aspergillus pseudotamarii
Lineage: Eukaryota; Fungi; Ascomycota; Eurotiomycetes; Eurotiales; Aspergillaceae
Exons: 2
Coding region: 1-741 (246 amino acids)
Source: RefSeq, a predicted model, not a curated record
AUGGCUCCAGUGGAAAUAGGCAAGCCGGUCUUCAGUGUAGACAGCCCAAAACCCACAUCCCAGCACCCGUGUCUGUACGACCACACCCUGAUCACCACUGACUUCGAUGCCCUUAAAUUCCACGCCGCAGCAUCGCUCCAGCUGCAAUCCGGUCAUCCCCACAAAACAGCAGCACCACAAAGUGACCUCUUAAUCACAUCACCGUACAACGACCCCAAACACCUCUUGGAUCUCAAAACCCUCGAUACACCCAACCAAUUGCUCGCCAAAGCCCUCACCAUAUUCAAACCCAUCCGUGACGACUACGCCACGGCGCCGUACACGGAAUCAUUCAAUUGGCAAGCCGUGUUUGAUUUCCUACGGAACUUAGCUCAAACGAAUGGGUAUCGGUGGGAGACGCAGUAUUUUUAUGUCGUUGUUUUCCGGUCCCGACUGCAGGCGGACAUCGAUAACCAGAGGCUGCAUGAUUUGGAUGCCUAUUCGCAUCAGGAGGCUGUUGCUAGUGGGGGUUUGCUGAAGUAUUGGUUUGGAACGAAGGAUGGGGAGAGAAGGAAUUUGGCUACUUGUCUCUGGCGUAGUCGCAAUGAUGCUAGGUUGGGAGGUACCGGGCCUUGGCAUAAGAAGGCACGCGGUGCUGCGCGAGAUUUGUACGAAAAUAUCACUUUUACGACACUUAAAUUGGUCAUUGAAGAUGAUGUUCGGUCGUGGAGAGUUACGGACUGGACGGAUGAGGACGAAUGA